Molecule: messenger RNA, 1143 nt
Organism: Setaria italica (foxtail millet)
Lineage: Eukaryota; Viridiplantae; Streptophyta; Magnoliopsida; Poales; Poaceae
Exons: 3
Coding region: 100-906 (268 amino acids)
Cellular component (GO): mitochondrial matrix
Source: RefSeq, a predicted model, not a curated record
ACGCGCCUUCCAGAAAUCCCAACCCCUAAACCCCGAAAACCCUAGUAGAGGAGGACUCCACGUCUCCACCCGCCGCCGCUCCUCUCCUCUUCCCUCGCCAUGGCCCUCUUCGCCGCCGCCCGCCGCGCCGCUGCCUCCACCGCGCCCCUCCUCCUCCGCGCCACCGCAUCGGCCUCCUCGGGCGCCCACCGCGGCGCGGCCCUGCUCCGCCCCCUCGCCGCCGCCGCCGCGGCCCGCCCGACGCAGCCCCGCGCGAUGCCGUUCUCGUCGGCGCCCGCGACGAGGCCCAGCUCCGACGCCGAGCUCCUCAGCGUCAUCGACUCCGAGAUCAAGUACGCCGAGGACUGCGACGACCACGACAGGGUUGAGGAAAUUCCAGAUAACUUCCCUUUCAAAAUCACUGAUGCGAAGGGGACGAAUGCAGUUACCCUUAAAAGAACAUAUCAUGGUGAGCAGAUUGAGAUUGUGGCUCAUAUGCCCAGCCUAGUCACUGGAGAUGAGCCUGAUCAUGACCGGGAUGACGAGGACAAGGGUGAGGAUGAAAAUGACAGCAACGACGAUGAAGGCGAGAAGCCCCCCCAGUCGAGUGUCCCUCUCACGGUCACUAUCACCAAGGGUGAUGGCCCCGUGCUUGAAUUCACCUGCACUGCCUAUCCUGAUGAGGUCCUCAUCGACUCCUUGUCCGUGAUGCAGCCGUCAGGGAAUGAUGAAACUGACUUAAUUGCAUAUGAGGGUCCUGAUUUCAAUGACCUUGAUGAGAACCUGCAGAGGGCAUUCCACAAGUACCUGGAGCUGCGUGGCAUCUCACCCCUGACAACAAACUUCUUGCACGAGUACAUGAUUAACAAGGACAGCCGCGAGUACCUCUUCUGGCUGAGGAAGCUGAAGGGUUACUUCAAGCAAUAGAGAUCAACGCCACUUCUCUCCUCCCAGGCAUAAGAUAGUUAAUGUUCUUUGCACAUUCAGAUUUUGGAGCGACGAAGUGCUCGUCUUGAGGCAGCAUAUGCACUUUACCUGAGCGGUGAAGUUCGUUUUCAUGACUGUUUUUGGUGGUGUGAUAACGGCCCGUUGAUCUGGAGGAUGGAACCAAUGAUAUUUUGGAAAUGUUUAGUAGUAUUCUUAGUUCCGUUGCUCUGCUCUUUA